Messenger RNA from Rangifer tarandus platyrhynchus (Svalbard reindeer), 303 nucleotides. NCBI's taxonomy places the organism in Eukaryota, Metazoa, Chordata, Mammalia, Artiodactyla, Cervidae. The record is from the annotation of a GenBank genome assembly.
AUGUUUCUAAGGACAGAGUCGACCAGAGAAGACAAGUCUGCAGGGGCAUCCAAGGAACCUGGUGACCACACCCGGGGAGCUGCUUCCUUCUCAUUCAAAACCAGCCCUGGCCUCAUCUCGCCAUCCUUUACACUCUCAAGGGGCUACCCUCCCACCUUGCUCCUUAAUGCCCCUCCGCCCCCUCGGCUACUUUGGGCAUUUCUGUUUUCCCAGCGCAGAAGGGGAAGAAAAAGUGCAGAACUGGGCAUCAUCGUAGCUGCCGAGGUCAGCACUGCUUUGGGAGCAGCAGCUGGAAUGAGAUGA